This is a messenger RNA of Anopheles coustani, 2314 nucleotides long. RefSeq lists its product as uncharacterized. The transcript is spliced from 7 exons. NCBI's taxonomy places the organism in Eukaryota, Metazoa, Arthropoda, Insecta, Diptera, Culicidae. The record is from RefSeq and is a predicted model, not a curated record. Bases 510 to 1541 code for a protein of 343 amino acids.
UAUUCGUAUACAGUGGCGGACGUAGCGAAGUGUCGCAGAGAAACAGCAUCAGCAGUGCUCGCAACCAAGGGUGCACUGGCAGGCUCUCGGUAAUCGCGCAAGGACGUCCAAUCCAACGCAUCCAAUCCAACUUAACAAUGUGCACAGCUAGCACCUAGCACAACGCUGCCGUCCCGACUCUCGAGGAACCAUCCUAGGCUUCUGGUUUCAGUAUAGUGGAAACGCAAACUAUACACCGUAUCCACCGCCGCGCACUGUGUUCAUCAGUCGUCAUCAGCCGUUGUGGUGCACCGAAUGCAGAAGGUCAAUUGGAUUGGUUGAAUUGUUCGAAAGUCGUAGCGUUUCGUUUCCUACACUUUCAAGCGCCCAUAUCAUUGUCUGUCCGACGGUUCUUGCAAAAGGGAAGAUACGCGCACCGUUUUGUUAACAAAUUCAACACUGCACCAAUCAAACGAUCGUUCAGCUGUGCUUCAUCCACUGUCUGCUAUCAACGGAAAACGAGCGUGAAAAUGGCAUCAAGCUGCUGCGGAACGAAGAAGCAAAAGCUGAACGGUACGUACGCCGCCACCAACGGCUACAGCAGCACGUCAUCGUCGUCUUCUUCGUCCGGUCGCGGAAGCAACGGUGACGACGGUGGCACCAAUAAUCACCAUUGCAAUGGGCGCGUCGGGGGAAACCAGUACGUCGGGACCCAGCCCUCGAACGACCACUCCGUAACGUCCGCCGGCGGAUACGUGCCGAAUGGACACGGUGGCCUGCUGAACGAACAGAAGUCGAUGGUGAACUCGAUGCCGGAUAUGUGCUUCUACUGCUUCGAGGUUCUCUACCGAGAGCUGCACAACAUGGAGGAGCCGCGCACGCCAUGCUUCACCAAUGAUCCUUACCCACUGUUUGUGACCUGGAAGAUUGGCAGAGAGAAGCGCCUGCGUGGUUGCAUCGGUACAUUCAGUGCGAUGCGUUUACAUUCAGGACUUCGAGAGUAUGCAAUAACAAGUGCUUUAAGAGAUUCCCGUUUCUCGCCAAUCACCCGUGAUGAGAUCCAAAGACUGACCGUCUCGGUGUCGAUCCUCCAGGGCUUCGAGGAGGCCCGUGGCUACCUGGAUUGGACGCUCGGCAUUCACGGCAUCCGCAUCGAGUUCUACAACGAGCGCGGCUCCAAACGCACCGCUACCUACCUGCCACAGGUGGCCUCAGAGCAAGGCUGGGACCAAACACAAACGAUCGACUCGUUGCUGCGCAAGGGCGGCUACCGGGCGCAGAUCACUCCAGAGACGCGCCGCUCGAUCAAGCUCACCCGCUACACCUCCCAGGAAUGGCACAUGUCGUACAACGAAUACCGUGAGCUACUGGACAAGCAAUCUCACAACCACAGCAAUAUGCUAGAUUCCCAGGAACAAAUUCAAGUUUUGCGGGAUAUUCGGCCAAGAAUGAAGAGGAAAAAUGUUGUGGCCGGCCAUAACGAGUCAAAUCUAAUCGAAAUACAACCCGCAGACGAUACACAAACAGCAACCCCGAAGAAAUGUAAGGUUAGGCGUGUGUAGUAAUUAGAAACCGAAUCGACAGGUGAUUAUAAAAACAGUUUAAAUGUUACAUAUGCUACCAAUACACAACAAGAAUGCUAACUGCUGCGACUUCACAGUGUGUAAUUACUGAGCUACUUAAUAAUAAGAGAUCGUUUGCAUGUUUGUGACCAGCGUAACUUAGUUUAGCGAAGGCGAUUGAUUGGUUUACUCAUUGUUUGCGUUUCCAUUGGCGAAAAACGAAGAAAAAAAAUGGAAAUAAAUAAGAAAACAAUACAGCACUUCCCGAACGCUAUCUCUGCCGGUGAGCUCAAAAUCAAUUCAACACGUGAACAAGCAGUAAAUGUUUUGAAGACAAAAAACAAAGAAGAAAUUAUACAAUUUCCAAACAAUCUUAAUUAAUAUCAAAGUGAAGCAGCAAAGUGUGAGCGAAAUGUUAAACUAUUAGAAAUGUUUCAUUUUUAUUUUUUUUUACUAGAAUUUGAUACCUUUCAAAGCAGGUGAUAAUAUAAUUGCACUUCACUGCCACAUUAAUUUAAACAAAAUAGGGGGGAAUAUAUAAAAUUGACGAAAAAUCCAAAUAUAUGAAAAUGUAUAUGUAUGCAAAUGCAUUGGAGCGAUAUGUGGCGGCGCACAUAGUUGACGAUCAAAAAGCAUGUAUGCAGAGAUGGUUGUACAUACAUAUAUUUAUAUAUCUGUUCAAAUGCCAAUUCGGUUUUAUUCCAUAGAGUGAAGAAUGUGUUGUUUUGAAGAAAAAAAAAAAAGGAAAUAAAUCUAUAAUAAAGGAGUUUUUC